Messenger RNA from Alternaria ethzedia, 1026 nucleotides. RefSeq lists its product as uncharacterized. The coding region runs from base 1 to 1026 and encodes 341 amino acids. The transcript has 6 exons. The record is from RefSeq and is a predicted model, not a curated record. NCBI's taxonomy places the organism in Eukaryota, Fungi, Ascomycota, Dothideomycetes, Pleosporales, Pleosporaceae.
AUGCCUGCAGUCGAGACAAAGUUUGACCCCAAGGACAUGCAGUUCCGUCGCCUUGGACCCGCUGGGUUGAAGGUCUCGGUCCUGUCCUUGGGAGGUUGGUUGACAUACGGAGGAACGCAGAAGGGUUCCAUCGUGAAGGACUGCAUGCAAGAGGCUUGGAACCAUGGCAUCAACUUCUUCGACACUGCCGAGGUAUACGCAGCCGGUGAGUGCGAACUUGAGAUGGGCAAGGCUUUCAAGGAGCUGCAGUGGCCGCGUGACGAGUACGUCUUGUCGACAAAGGUCUUCUUCGGAACUCAGAGGAAGGAGCCAAACACCAGGGGUCUAUCCAAGAAGCACAUUGUCGAGGGCUUGAAGAGCUCCUUGAAGCGUCUUGACCACGAUUACGUCGACGUUGUUUUUGCUCAUCGCUACGACCCUGACGUUGGCAUGAAGGAGAUCGUUGAAGCUUUCACCCAGACAAUCCAGAUGAACUUGGCAUACUACUGGGGUACAUCCGAAUGGUCUGCGGAUCAGAUCCAGGAGGCAUGCGAUAUCGCCGAGAAGUACAACCUAAUCGCCCCUAUCGUGGAGCAGCCUCAGUACAACGCUUUCCACCGUGAGCGCUUCGAGAAGGAAUACGCUCCAUUGUACAAGAAGUACCAAUACGGAACGACCAUCUGGUCACCUCUGGCUUCGGGCAUGUUGACUGGCAAAUACAACGAUGGCAUUCCGUCCGACUCCCGAUUCGCGACUAACCCCGAAUUCUUCAAGAACUCAAUCGAGGCGCUGAAGAGCGACGAGGGACAGGCUAAGAUCAAGAAGGUCAAGGAACUGACUAAGAUUGCUGAGAAACUUGGAGGCACCACGACUCAACUCGCGCUUGCCUGGGCAGCUAAGAACCCGAAUGUGUCUACUGUUAUUCUUGGCGCAACGAAGCCCGAACAGGUCAAGGACAACUGUGGCGCUCUCAAGCUGCUCGAGAAGUUGACACCGGAGCUCAUGGAGGAGAUUGAGAAGAUCCUCGACAACAAGCCAAAGCUAUAG